CGUCUCCGUCUCCAUCUCCAUCUCCUCCUUCACGUCGUGACUUCGACAGAGAGAGAGAGAGAGGGGAUGGGGAAGCGAUUGAGAAGGGAGAGAUCGGUUUGCACAUGCAGCAGCAUCUCUCCUCGUCCAAGCUACAUAGCUCCUCACUCUACCUUCUUCUGCUUUGAAGAUGAGGACGUCUGGACUGCGAUUGCGAGGUUUCUUGACGGGCGAUCUCUGUUGAUGCUUGCAACAACGAGCAAAUGGUUUUACCAUCUUGUUAUGGAUGAAAGCAUAUGGAAAUUCGCUUGUUUACGCGAUCUUCAGGUUCCGGAACCCAAGAACACCUCGUUCAAAUGGAUCCAGCUCUAUUCUUCAGCUUUUGAUGGUAGCCACUCUUACGCAUUCCGUCAGCAGGAAAAGCACAUUGACUGGCUGCGUAUUGGCGCAUUUUCUUUUGAUUCACCACUUGCACUUUUGACUGAAAAGCUGGCCACUUCGGUGAGGAUCCCAAAAGAGGAGAAUUUAGACAAGAUGUUGGACUCCCAUGGCUCGUUUGUGUUAAAGAACAUCAAAACUGGAAUCUGGAUAGCUGAUUUGCAGCUUGUUCGUUGUCCUGUCUGUGACCUGAACUCGUGUGAGGGAACCAUGCAGAUACUGGAUGCAAGGCACAUCGAGCUGUUCUUGAACAAGGGAUACCAGGAGGGAACUUGGGAAUACCAGGUCAUAGGAUCACACGACAUCAGAAAGAGUGCAGAUGGAGCUUCUGGGGCCAUUUUCGAUGUGAAACACCUCGAUGACCCCUCCACCUCUGCGAUAUUCGAUCUCACCUCAUGGGUGGGGAAGCCUAAAGACUGGCAACCUAAGGCAAUGAUAGCGUUCCACGCUGUAGCAGUCAACACCAAUUUGCAGAAGAAUGACGGUCUAAAUGUCAAAUACCAUGUCAUGAAAGCUGGAGUGGAUGGAGAAAUCGUUUCAAUUAGGAUCUCCCAGCAGCUUCUUUAAUCGGAUCCAAGAUCAACAGGAAAUAAAUCGAUCCAUUUAUAAGCAAGUUAAAAGUGAAAUAUAGUAUUUCACAGCAGAGCGAUGGAUUCAAAAAGUGUAAAUGAUGGUAGAGCUAGUCUGUAGGCAAUUUCUACGAACUGCAGGAUGAAUAACUGAUUUUUAUGAGUUGUUUAGUCAUCCCUGCACAUCAUCUCCUAUCUUGACACAUUCGAGCGGAACA
This is a messenger RNA of Punica granatum (pomegranate), 1204 nucleotides long. Lineage: Eukaryota; Viridiplantae; Streptophyta; Magnoliopsida; Myrtales; Lythraceae. The record is from RefSeq and is a predicted model, not a curated record.